Molecule: messenger RNA, 252 nt
Organism: Zygotorulaspora mrakii
Lineage: Eukaryota; Fungi; Ascomycota; Saccharomycetes; Saccharomycetales; Saccharomycetaceae
Gene: YSF3
Product: U2 snRNP complex subunit YSF3
Exons: 2
Coding region: 1-252 (83 amino acids)
Biological process (GO): mRNA splicing, via spliceosome
Cellular component (GO): U2 snRNP; precatalytic spliceosome
Source: RefSeq, a predicted model, not a curated record
AUGUCCGAUAGAAAGAGACAACAACAGCAGUUUCUUGUAUUGAAACAAAAAUACGUUGGAAUUGGCACGGAGAAGACAGCGGAGGAAGAAUGGCUGACGAAUGUGCAAAGGGAUACAUACAAUAGUUUGCAAGGGCAUGCUGCAACACUGGAAUAUGUUUCGCUUGGUGCAGGAUCCAUCAGCAAGCGCACCACAAAGAUCGAUAUGAUCAGGAAAAUGGGACAGCGCAAAGUACGACCAAGGGACGACUGA